Messenger RNA from Apodemus sylvaticus (European woodmouse), 1522 nucleotides. It is a transcript of the gene Gdf1, whose product is annotated as growth differentiation factor 1. NCBI's taxonomy places the organism in Eukaryota, Metazoa, Chordata, Mammalia, Rodentia, Muridae. Gene Ontology annotation, biological process: BMP signaling pathway; SMAD protein signal transduction. The transcript is spliced from 2 exons. The record is from RefSeq and is a predicted model, not a curated record. Bases 1 to 1074 code for a protein of 357 amino acids. Gene Ontology annotation, cellular component: extracellular region. Gene Ontology annotation, molecular function: cytokine activity; growth factor activity.
AUGCUCUCUGUCUGCCACCGUUUUUGCGACCACCUCCUCCUCCUGCUCUUGCUGUCCUCGACGACCCUGGCCCCCGAGCCAGCAUCCUUGGGCCCCGCUGCCGCCCUGCUCCAGGUUCUUGGGCUUCCCGAAGCACCUCGGAGUGUCCCCACGCUCCGACCUGUGCCUCCUGUCAUGUGGCGCCUAUUCCGCCGCCGCGACCCCCAAGAGGCCAGAGUGGGGCGCCCUCUGCGACCAUGCCACGUGGAGGAACUGGGGGUUGCCGGAAACAUCGUGCGCCACAUCGCCGGCAGCGGUCUGUCCUCCAGGCCCGCACAACCCGCGGGGACCUCGGGGGUCUGCCCCGAGUGGACAGUCGUCUUUGACCUGUCAAGCGUGGAGCCCACAGAGCGCCCAACACGCGUGCGCCUAGACGUGCGGCUGGAGGCUGAGCGCGAAGAUGCACGAGGGUGGGAGCUAAGCGUGGCGCUGUGGGCCGAGGCUGAGACUCGUGGGCCUGAGCUGCUGCGUGUGCCGGCGUCACCGGGACUGCCACUGCGCGCAGACCUACUGGGGACUGCAGUAGCCGCGAACGCAUCGGUGCCGUGCACCCUGCGCCUGGCGCUGUCACUGCACCCUGGGGCCACUGCAGCCUGUGGGCGCCUGGCUGAGGCCUCGUUGCUGCUGGUGACGCUGGACCCACGCCUGUGUCCCUUGCCAAGGUCGCGGCGCCACAUGGAGCCCAGGGUGGGAGGUGAUCCAGCGGGCACGUGUCGCACCCGACGGCUGCAUGUGAGCUUCCGUGAGGUGGGUUGGCACCGUUGGGUGAUCGCGCCACGUGGCUUCCUAGCCAACUUCUGCCAGGGCACGUGUACGCUACCCGAAACGCUGAGGGGACCCGGUGGGCCGCCUGCACUCAACCAUGCUGUGCUGCGCGCGCUCAUGCACGCAGCCGCUCCCACCCCGGGUGCAGGCUCGCCCUGCUGCGUGCCAGAGCGCCUGUCGCCCAUCUCUGUGCUUUUCUUCGACAAUAGUGAUAACGUGGUGCUGCGACACUACGAGGACAUGGUGGUGGAUGAGUGUGGCUGCCGCUGACCACCCGGGACACCCUUUCAGGGACGGCCCAUGCAGAAGCAGGGACCGUUUGUUCAUGUUUUAUUGGUGACAAAAAGCUUAAAACAAAUUUGACUAAAAAUUAAGUUCCAUUGCGUUGGCGCAGGUGUGCCUGGGUAGGGGUUGGGUGGUUGCCGCGGGAGGUGGGGGUCCGGGGCAGGGCGCCCAGCAAUGAAGGCCUCCACCCAUGAUGGGGAAGAACCUGCAGGCCAUGCUCACGAGUUCUCCUGUGGCCUCUGAAGCUCAAACUCAAAACAAAUCCUCCUGCUGCGGUGCAGGCGGUGAUCCCAGGCUGCGGGGCUCGGCCUUCUCAGCACUGCCACUCCGGAAGCGUCUUGCAUCUCCCAGGUCCAACAGUCAGGUCUUAGAGACAAACUGAUCCAAGUACUUCCCAUUCUCCUUUUAAAGAAUCUUUGAGGGGAUGGGGGGG